AAGAUAACCUACGACUCUUGUCAACUGAACCUUUUCUAUUUUCAUUUUUUGAGUGUCAAGAUAUGUCAAAUCUUGUGACUUAAUCAUAAUUUGUCAAGUGAAAAAUGAGCAAAAAAGAGACUGCAACUACGACCGAACCUCCUGUCGAGCUGGAAUGGCAGUUUAUACUGAGGCUGCCUGAGGAACCAGCGAUGGCACUUCGUGAGAUUUUAAGGAGUGGAUCCAACAACUUGAAAGACAGAUUUUCCAUCAGACUUGAGAAUGAUGUUCGGUAUGGCGAAGUUAGGAUAGACAACUGGUUCCUCCAUGCAAAGGUCGUAGAUUUGCCGACAAUAGUCGAAUCCUUGAAGACAAUUGAUAAUAAGAGUUUUUACAAAACGGCUGAUAUCUGUCAGAUGAUGAUAUGUAAAGAGGAAGACGAUCAAACAACCGAUGAUGAAUCGCCAGCAAAGCAUAAGAAGAAAGAUCCAAACAAGGUGGACAAAAAGUUCCUCUGGCCUCAUGGGAUCACACCCCCUCUUAAAAACGUACGGCGCAGGAGAUUUAGAAAAACCCUCAAAAAGAAGUACGUCGAGGCGCCUGAGGUUGAAAAGGAAGUCAAACGUUUGCUGAGAGGCGACAACGACGCCGUAUCCGUCAAGUGGGAAGUGAUCUCAGAAGAGGAUGAAAAGAAGACUUCAAUGGCUACCGCUCCGCAGGGCGACAACAUGGGCAACAUCGUGAUCAAAGAAGAGCCGAAUACAAUCGCAGAUACAAACACACAAACAUCAGUGGACGUCGCCGAACAUGAUAUAUUUGGUGAGGCUGUCAGCGACUCUGAUGAAGAAGAGGCAAGGAUCGACAUUAUCGAGGAAAUGGAGGAAAAUAGCCGCCUCUCUGCUGAUGACAGUAGAAUUUCUGAUUCAAUGUCCAUGAAUAAUAGUGGAAGGCAGACUCCUGGCGUCGGUGAUAAUUCAGCAUCAGGAUCCGGCCUUGUUACUGAAUUUUCAAAGAGCAUGUUUACCAAAGACAACAACAGGACGUCUGAUGAUGAUCUAGACGAGGACGAUGAAUUUGAAUUUGGACGUUCCGGAUACAAACCGGCGCACACUCUGUCAAUAGAUGAAAUCCGAGCUCGCGUCGACCAACUGCAGAAAGACCUGGCCGACCUGAAGGAAAGGAGGAAUCAGCAGGAGAUGGAAGUGGCCAACAUCGAAAAUCACGCCCUGAGGCAAAGGUUCCAGGACCUUCUUGACAACCUCCUCCAACAGCAGUUGGAGAAAGAACAAGAGUACCAAUAUCUCACUGACUUAUUAAACCCACUCCAUUAAUCCUCAAUGUAGCUGAAAUAAAGUUCUAUUCUAUAAGAUUUUUUUUUUUUUUUUAAUAAAUGUUUAUAAGAAAUACAAGUUUUUUAAAUAAAUGUUUAUAAGAAAUACAAGUUUUCGUUCUUAAAUUAUGGCAACAUGUAAAUAAAACACUUUUUUGUUUA
This is a messenger RNA of Cimex lectularius (bed bug), 1471 nucleotides long. RefSeq names its product transcription initiation factor TFIID subunit 7 (gene Taf7). Gene Ontology annotation, biological process: RNA polymerase II preinitiation complex assembly; transcription initiation at RNA polymerase II promoter. The record is from RefSeq and is a predicted model, not a curated record. Bases 105 to 1310 code for a protein of 401 amino acids. Gene Ontology annotation, cellular component: transcription factor TFIID complex. The transcript is spliced from 8 exons. Gene Ontology annotation, molecular function: RNA polymerase II general transcription initiation factor activity. Lineage: Eukaryota; Metazoa; Arthropoda; Insecta; Hemiptera; Cimicidae.